Molecule: messenger RNA, 1127 nt
Organism: Trametes versicolor FP-101664 SS1
Lineage: Eukaryota; Fungi; Basidiomycota; Agaricomycetes; Polyporales; Polyporaceae
Exons: 24
Coding region: 1-1014 (337 amino acids)
Source: RefSeq, a predicted model, not a curated record
AUGGAAUCCCUCGAUAACACGUUCGGGGCUGCCCUCAUUGGCCUCAUCGUCGGUGCAGUUUUGUUUGGGAUAACCAUUCUGCAGACGUUUACCUACUUCGGUAACUACAAUGAGGACAGCAGGAUUGUCAAGUCGCUCGUUAUAAUCCUGACAGUUCUGGAUGCAUUGCACCUCGUUCUCUGCACCCGGACAAUCUACUGGUAUCUCAUCACAAAUUUCACCGAUGCCGAUAACUUGGACAAGACGACAUGGAGCAUGGCCCUUCAAACAGAUUGCAAUGGUCUCAUCGGCCUCAUCGUCGAAGUCUUCUUCGCCCGCCGCGUGUGGAUGAUGAGCCACAAUUGGCUCAUCACUGGGGUCAUCCUCGUCCUCGCCGCGUUGCACUUCGGGCUCGGAGUUGUCUUCACCGCACAAUCCUUUAUUCUCGGUCGUUUCUCGAAGUUUAAGAGCUUGACGUGGGUGACAUGCCUCGGCCUCGGCGCUGCGGCUGCCGCCGAUAUCCUCAUCGCGGGCGCGAUGUGCUACUACCUGUACAGGAAGCGCACCGGGCUCAAGAAGACGGACUCCCUCGUCACGACGCUCAUGUUGUAUAGCAUCAAUACCGGACUGGCUACCAGCAUCAUUGGAACCAUCUCCGUUAUUUCUUUCGGCGCGAUGCCUACGAACUUCGUUUGGUUGGGCUUCUUCUGGAUCAUGGGCAAAUGCUAUGUGAACUCCUUCCUAGCGCUCUUGAACAGCCGCGACAGGCUUCGCGAGAAGGUCACAAAGGCCGGGGUGCAGCUCAACCACGUUGGGCAUGGGCGUUCGUUCCAGCAAUCGUUCAGCGCGUCGAACACACCAAAGGAUCGCAAGUCACCCACGUUGACGGGCGGCGUUGCCGUACAAAUUGAGACCAUCACCGAGUACAGCAGCUACCACCCUCGACAGCAGACAGGUCGACGCGGUGCCUCGAAGCAGCCUAUGGCCCCGAUCAAGGACAACGGCUCCGUGUCCUCCAGCUCUCCCGAAGUGUGACCUCCCCCGUGCUGCCUUCCUAUGCUUGUGCUGUAUAUGGGCAUACCCCGCGACGUCAGAAUGUCGGAGUAGAACUACUGAUGUCUGUACUUUUCAUAGUAACAGAGACCGCA